CAGAUUGUUACUGGUGUUUACAAAAACCCAUCUGUGUUGUUUAAAGUUGCACACAGCAUCAUAUGGCACAAACCCUCCUUGUUGUCAACUUGUAAGGCACUGGCAGUGUAGCUCAGAGAUUAGAGACGUGACAUAGGACACUGAGGAUUUUAUGCCCAUUUGUGGCCCUUUGGAUGGUCUUGCACAUGGAACUGCUGCUAUUGCCGAAUAAACACAUCUCCCCAUAUGAGAUGGCCCAGACUCACAGCAGUGGCAGAGCCAGUUCCAGCCAGUUCCAUCCCUGGCUUAUUUCAUAGCCAGGACCAGUCACCAAUCAAAGCCUUAAAAUGAGUAAGAUGACAAGGGUUUUGUGGCAAAGAACAUGAAGCCCUCCAUUUGAUGAAGAAAACAGAGGAGGCGCUUACUGACUCUGCUCUCAAUUGCAGCUAUUCGUACACUAUGGCAGCAGAUGCUCCUGCACUGGCUCCCAGAUACCAGUGGACAGAGUAAACAGAAAUGCUUCUCUUUCAAGAAUAAAAAUAAAGGGCUGUGACCGCAAUCAUCACAGACCUGUCCAAGUUUCCAUUGUAAGAAGGCUGAUCUCACAAGCUCCAGCAACGAUGACUCUGACUCAAGCUGAGAAGGCUGCAGUGGUUGCCAUUUGGGGAAAGAUAGCUUCCCAAACUGAUGCCCUUGGGACCGAGUCGCUGGAGAGGCUUUUUUCAAGCUACCCCCAGACCAAGACCUAUUUCCCCCAUUUUGAUCUCAGCCAAGGUUCUGCUCAGCUUCAUGGCCAUGGCUCCAAGGUCCUGGGUGCUAUUGGUGAGGCUGUCAAGAACAUCGAUAACAUUACAGGUGCCUUGGCCACACUUAGCGAGCUGCAUGCCUACAUCCUCCGAGUCGAUCCAGUGAACUUCAAGCUGCUUUCCCAUUGCAUUCUGUGCUCUGUUGCUGCCCACUUUCCCAACGACUUCACCCCAGAAGUCCAUGCUGCAUGGGACAAGUUCCUGUCCCAGAUUUCUUCGGUGUUGACUGCAAAGUAUAGAUAAACUGUCUCUUUGGAUCACGAGGCCAUGGCA
Messenger RNA from Gopherus evgoodei (Goodes thornscrub tortoise), 1058 nucleotides. RefSeq names its product hemoglobin subunit pi. Gene Ontology annotation, molecular function: iron ion binding; haptoglobin binding; oxygen binding. Gene Ontology annotation, cellular component: haptoglobin-hemoglobin complex; blood microparticle; hemoglobin complex. Bases 600 to 1028 code for a protein of 142 amino acids. The transcript has 4 exons. Gene Ontology annotation, biological process: hydrogen peroxide catabolic process; oxygen transport. The record is from RefSeq and is a predicted model, not a curated record. Lineage: Eukaryota; Metazoa; Chordata; Testudines; Testudinidae.